AAAAAAAAAGAGGAGGAGGAGAGGAGGGAAGGCAGAAGGAAGAGAAGCCUCGCCGGGCGUGGAGUUUUUGAAUCCUCCCUUCCCUGCCUCUCUUCUCUCCCCCCUCCCCUCCUUCCUGCGAUCCGUGAUGUUACAAAGCCUGUGAGCUGUGCUUUCCCCAUUCGCCUCCUGUCACUUCCUUCCUGGACGCUCUCAGGACGAGUCCGCUUACUUUUAAUCCGACCAGCAGCACGGGCACUUGCGCCUGCUGCACGCUUAGGGACACACACCGCCGCCGCCGCCGCCGCCGCUGCCACCAGCGCCACCACAGAGCUCCUGGCGGUUCAUUGGAUUGAUUUUCAAGGUUGUGUGUGUAUGCGCGCGCGGUCGUCUGCGCGCGCGCGCCCGUGUGCAUGUGUGGUUAAACGAGGCUGCGUGUUGGACCAGGUGGGGAACAUCUUACAAGGCUGGAAGAAUUAAAAGCUUUUUCCCCCGUUCCUUCUCCUCCUCUUCCUCCUCCUCCUUCUCCUCCUCCUCCCCCCCUACUCUGUUCAAUCACUUCUCUUUCUCUCUCUUGUUUCUCAAGAAGAGGAAAAAAGAUCUCUCAAGGACUCGCCUGAUCAUCCAAACGUUUGCGAUGAACGGAUGCAGGGGUCUGUGAAUUGAAUUGUGUAAGUGCUGAAGAAGGAGUCUUGGUUUGAGGAAACAGGAAAGAGGAAGGAAAGAGAAGAAGAAAAUACAGAAGUGUAGGAACGAACGAAAGAAGAAAAACGGGGACUAUGGGGAGAAAAAAGAUUCAGAUCACGAGGAUAAUGGAUGAACGUAAUAGGCAGGUGACUUUUACGAAGAGGAAAUUUGGGUUAAUGAAGAAGGCUUAUGAGUUGAGUGUUCUAUGCGACUGUGAAAUUGCUCUCAUAAUCUUCAACAGCACCAAUAAACUUUUCCAGUAUGCCAGCACUGAUAUGGACAAGGUGUUGCUGAAGUAUACAGAAUACAAUGAGCCGCAUGAGAGUCGAACGAAUUCAGAUAUUGUUGAGACGUUGAGAAAGAAAGGACUUAAUGGCUGUGACAGUCCAGAUCCCGAUGCAGAUGAUUCAGUAGGUCACAGCCCUGAGUCUGAGGACAAGUACAGGAAAAUUAAUGAAGAUAUUGAUCUAAUGAUCAGCAGGCAAAGAUUAUGUGCUGUUCCACCACCUAACUUUGAGAUGCCAGUUUCUAUCCCAGUGUCCAACCACAACAGCUUGGUAUACAGCAACCCAGUUAGCUCACUGGGUAACCCCAACCUUUUGCCUCUGGCCCACCCUUCCUUACAGCGGAAUAGCAUGUCUCCUGGGGUGACACACAGACCACCAAGUGCAGGUAACACAGGUGGCCUGAUGGGUGGGGACCUCACAACCGGUGCAGGCACCAGUGCAGGGAAUGGGUAUGGCAACCCACGCAACUCCCCAGGUCUGCUGGUCUCACCUGGCAACUUGAACAAGAAUAUGCAAGCAAAGUCUCCUCCACCCAUGAAUUUGGGAUUGAAUAAUCGUAAACCAGACCUCCGAGUGCUGAUCCCUCCGGGAAGCAAGAAUACAAUGCCAUCUGUGUCUGAGGAUGUUGAUCUGCUUUUGAAUCAAAGGAUAAAUAACUCUCAGUCUGCUCAGUCAUUGGCUACUCCGGUGGUUUCCGUGGCAACUCCUACUUUACCAGGGCAAGGGAUGGGAGGAUACCCAUCAGCCAUUUCAACAACAUAUGGUACCGAGUAUUCGCUAAGUAGUGCAGAUUUGUCAUCAUUGUCUGGCUUUAACACAGCCAGUGCUCUCCACUUGGGUUCAGUAACUGGCUGGCAGCAGCAACAUCUACACAACAUGCCACCAUCUGCCCUCAGUCAAUUGGGAGCUUGCACUAGCACUCAUUUAUCUCAGAAUACAAAUCUCUCCCUGCCUUCUACUCAAAGCCUCAACAUCAAGUCCGAACCUGUUUCUCCUCCUAGAGACCGUACCACCACGCCAUCGAGAUAUCCACAGCAUACGCGCCACGAGGCAGGAAGAUCUCCUGUUGACAGCUUGAGCAGCUGUAGUAGUUCCUACGAUGGAAGCGACAGGGAAGAUCACCGAAAUGAAUUCCACUCUCCCAUUGGACUCACCAGACCUUCGCCGGACGAAAGGGAAAGUCCCUCCGUGAAGCGCAUGCGGCUCUCUGAAGGAUGGGCAACAUGAUAACUUUACUAGCUAUUAGAGGUUUUUUUUUUUUCCUUGCAGUGCGUGUGUGUGCUAUACCUUAAGGGGAAAGAGGGAGGGGGGGUCAAUAUGCAUUAUAUGUGCUGUGUGUGGGGAGGGGGGGAAAGUCAGGUACUCUGUUUUGUAAAAGUACUUUUAAAUUGCCUCAGUGAUACCAUAUUAAAAGAUAAACAGCAAUGCUGAAGAGAUGCUUCGCACUUGAGUUGUACAACAGAUCACGUGUACAAAAUAGGUUUUAAGGUUAACUUCUUUUUACUGUUGUGCUCCCUUGCAAAAUGUAUGUUACAAUAGAUAGUGUCAUGUUGCAGGUUCAACGUUAUUUACAUGUAAAUAGCCAAAAACAGGAAAAAAAAGAAGAGGCAUUUGCCCAAUCCUGGGCAAAUCUUUACUGAGAGAGAAAGUGGCUGUUAUGCAACAAAUAGAAAUUGUACAGAUGUUUUGGGAGACCCAGAAAUCGGGUGAUUAAGGAAAAAAGAAAAGAAGGAAAAUUUUAGCUCACUUAACAACAGGGUCUCCAACCUUGGCAACUUUAAGACUGGCUGAGGGACUCUGGGAGUUGAAGUCCACAAGUCUUAAAGUUGUCAAGGUUGGAGACCCUUGAUUUAGUGUAUCUGAAAAUGCUCACAAAUGUGUUGGCAUAUUGUAUGAGUAUGGCACUCAGUUAAACGGAUCAAAAUCAUUUAAAAGAGGACCAUACUUGUGGGGAAAAAAAAUGUUUUGGGGUUUUUUUUUUUUUUUUUUUUUUAGUGUGAGGGCUAACCUAUUUAAUUUUUUUAAAAUUCUGGGUCUGGAUCACUUAUUAAAUAAAAAUAUUAAAAAAUAUGUAAAUUACAUUUUCCUUAUUUUCAUAUUAAAAAGUAAGACAGAGUUUGCAAAGCAUUGUGGCUUUUUGUAGUUUACAUAAGCCAAAAUGUGUUCUCCCCUCUUCAUAGCUUUGCCAAUAUUUUAAACAGCCCUGAAGGAAACAAAGGGGGAUUUUUUGUAUAGAAAGCACUACCCUAAGCCAUGAAGAACUCCAUGCUUUGCUAACCAAGGUAAUUGUUUUCUCUUUGCAGAAAUUUUGUUUUUGAAAUGUGUAUUUCUAAUUAUAUAAAAUAUUAAGAAUCUUUUAAAAAUCUGUGAAAUUAACAUGCUUGUGUAUAGCUUUCUAAUAUAUAUAAUAAUUAUGGUAAUAGCAGAAGUUUUUGUUAUCUUAAUAGUGGGGGAAUUAUAUUUGUGCAGUUGCACAUUUAAGUAACUAUUUUUUCCUUUUAGUUUUUCUUCUAAUCAGAAUACAUUUUACAGAAUCAGUCAGCUGUCGGAGGCUAAUCUGCAAACGAUUAGGAUUUUCCCUUCCUAAAGCAGCCCAUAUCAUUCUAAUACAUCUGUAGUCAAUUUUGCAUCUUCGGUAGUUUCAUCAUAUAUUUGAAAUGUUCUUCUUACCUUAUUUAUGUUUUGCGUAUCUUGAGGCUUUCUGCCCCUUAGAUCACAAUGUGGCUCAACUUUGUCUUGUUUCUAAACAUUCGAUAAAACUAGCAAUCGUUUGGCUGUAAGAAGUAACUGAGAAAGCUUUCACAAUCCCAAACAAAAUGGAAAUCUGGGGUAGCGCUAAAUUGAACAUAAUUUUAAAAUCCAUAACAAUUACCCCAAAUUUGGUAUCCUGGCUGCAUAUAUUAUGCCCAAAAUUCAGUAGGUUAUCUCAGAACUACAGGCAGAUUCAGGUUCAAAUGUGAUCAAGGAAAAGUGGCCUAAAUAGCCCUUCCAACUCUGUAAUUCUUUACUUUUUGUACUCUUUCAUACAGAGUAAUUGAGGACAGGAAUAGCAGCAAAAGGUCACUGUUCUAACUUCAAUCUGGCUAUAAAUGUUGAGUUGUUUAUGUCCAAGAAUGAAUUUAUACAUGCAUUACAUUACUUAUAAUACCGUCAUGUACAGGUAUACUGCAAAAUAAAUCCAAUAAGGUCAAAGGGAUUUGUUUCCAGAUGACUGAAUAUAGGUUUACUCAGUAUUUUGCUAUGCAACACUGGAUGACUUGUGGCUGAAUGUAUGGACCACUGAAAAGUGUUGGGCUUAUUUUGACAUCUGUAUUUAGUUGUGUGAUGGUUAAAAUGUGAAGCAUGUGCAUCAUGUUGAGUAACUAGAGCUGAAUUCCACAGUUCCAUUCAAAUAUGGUGGCUGCUGUAUUUUAUUUGAGCAAUCAGCUCUGCUAUAAAAAUUGGCUAUUAUAAUUUUCUAACUUAAAUGGUUUGGUCUCCGCAGAACAACAUCCAUUCUGUUCUACUUUUCUCUUAUUGGAGAAAGUGAACACUAUCCGUAAUUCCUACCCAUAGUUUUAAUUAAGAAUAAUAUCAGAAUAAAAUUAUGCCUGAACAGGGUAUCUAAUUUAUCUUUGACAUUAGCACAUAUUAUUUAUAAUUUAGCAGGCAUAAAAAUGCAUGAAAGCUAUGUCAUUUGCUUUAAAUACUUCCUUCCUUCACACAUACUGAGAUUGAUUCUUGAAAGGAAAGGAUUUUUUUCCCCCAUACUAAAUAAUGUGUGAAAGGUAUAUCUGGAUUCCCAGUGCUGUAGGAGAAUCCCUUUGUAUAUGACUAAGUUUAUUGUAUUCUUUAUAAUUGUUUUAUAUUUCUUGGAGCUUUAAGAUUUGUCAUGCAAAUUAGGUCUUGGUGGUCCACCCUGCUGAGCUGAGCGAGCGACUGAGUAAACGCUACAAGUGAUGUAGCUUAUUUUCUUUCUUAGGACAGGAAGGCAGGGUAGAAAUAUAGGAUGGAAGAAAUACGAGUGAUUUCUAGCAUGUUAGAGUCAAAGCACAGCUUAUGAUGCAGCUCUUUGAACUGCUCAUUUUGAUACAGUAUUAAUAUAAAGCAGAGUGAAAAAACUGGAGGGAUGUUCACUCUUUACCACUUAAUCCCAGUUGCUGAUUAAUUUGUGAUACCUUUCCAGAGUCAUGAACAAGCAUUAGCAAACCAACUGACUUUGGCAAAUGUUAAUGGAGACAAGAAUACAAGUUGCGAAAACUCUGUUUGAUUAAGGAUACCAACCAAAUAUAGAUGUAAGGCUUUGUUCACUUUUAACAACAUCAGUAAUAAUGAUACCACAUUAUCUAUAUCACAGCUGUAGUAUCAUAGCUUAUGAUUCCAUGCUGGCUCAGCAGUUGCUUUUUCUUAUCCUAAGCAUUUCUUGACUAGCCCAGAAAGUCUUGGGAGUAUGCUGAAGCCAUAUCAUUUGCAUGUAUGUUCUAGAUAACAGAAAAACUGCUUUGAUAAUGCAUUAAUUCCACCAUUGAUACACGUGCAUUAAAGGAAGUGAGAAUGAGGCCAAUGUUUGAUUUUCCUAACUUCAAUCAGGGUUUCAAAUGAUUUUCUUCACUUUAAUAUUUACCACCACUUGAGAACAUUCAUCUUCAACAGGAAUUAAAUAUGCAAUAUGUAUGUGGCCAUUUUAUAAAAAAAAAAAAGGAAAAAGAAAGAAAUAAUAUUUGGCUUACCAGUAUGGUUGUAAGUCAUUUAUCAAUAUGGGUGGGUGAGAGUGACAGCCAUGCACAUAUACACGUAAAAUUAUUCUUGAGCCUAUAGAAUUGAGGGGUUCUGUGCACGUGAACCAGUGGAAAUAAGCUCCUCCCACUCAGCCAGGCAAUUGAAUUGAAUUGUGCAAGAAUGGAUAUUAGUAUUUCUUCCUUUUUCCACUAUUGAGCUAAACUAAAAUAUAGAGGCACAAAUCCUAGGGUUAACUGAACAUUGUAAGUGGAUUUAAUUAAUAAAGAAGCACAAUGUUUAAUGGUGAUGUUACUUUCUAAAAGCUUUAGCAGUCAAUCCUUAACUAUUCUUUUUAUCUAUACCUUAACAAUUUUUGGUAAAACUACAAUGGAGGGACUUAUGGUAUGAUUCUUUUGUAUUUAAGCAGUUUUGGGGCAGUGCCUCAUAAAAGGAUUGAGACUUUCUUCACCCUGGACAGAACAAAAUUAAAGGCAACAUGCAAUAGCCAAAAGAAUGUCUUCUCCCCUUAAACUGAUAUUUAUUUUGGAAAUAGCUUAUUAUGAAACAAAAAUUAUGAAAAAUUAUGAAAAAAAGCCUGUUUUCUGAUUACAGUAUAUGAUAUACACCACCCUUUCCAAAUCUAGUGCCUUUUUAAUAUAGUGUCACAGUAAAAUUCCUACCCAAAAAGGAACUAGGCAUUGGCCAUAUUUUAGGUGGGCAAGAUCAGAUUUUUAAUCCAUACAGUAUAUGAAAAACACUAGGUUGGGGAAAGCUAAUAGAGCACACCUUUAUAUAUUGUAUGCAUUGAUGCCUUUCUCAGAAAAGGAGAUUUUAAAAAUCAUUUUAGUGCUUUAUCAACGGGUGUUAUUUUUCUUCUUCUUCUUCUUCUUCUUCUUCUUCUUCUUCUUCUUCUUCUUUUCUUCUUCUUCUUCUUCUUCUUCUUCUUCUCCUUCUCCUCCUUCCUCCUUCUCCUUCUCCUUCUCCUUCUCCUUCUCCUUCUUCUUCUUUUUUUUGGUAACCAAAUGGUUUCUAUUUUUCCCAGGAGUGGAAUUUAACAUUUUUAAUAAUACAGUGAUAUCUGCUGUUUCUCAGAGGGUUUUUUCCCAAACAAGGCUAAAAUGCAAGAAUAAAACAACUGCUAUGCUGUUUUCAAGAAUGUCAAGAACCCCUUUUUGUAUUGUUUGACUUUGUCUUAGCUUUUACCCAUCUUCCUCAUAGAUGCAACAGUGUGGUUUGGUUUGAUUUGGUUUUCUUUCUUUCCUGCUGCCUCUAGAAGGCAAAUACUUUGCCUUUAUGUCCCAAAAUGCCACUUGAAACCUCAAUAAAUGCUAUUGCCUAAACCCAGCAUAUUCCUCUGCUCCCAUUUUAUGCCAUCUGCAGUUAACAUCUGUGGCCUCCAUUUCUUGACACCCUGAGUUCCUCAAAUGGCUGGUGGAACAUUGGUGUUAGUUGAGAAGACCUCAUUCCCAAACUAGUAACAGGAUUUUGUGAACAUAUUCUAACCAAAGAUGUGGAGCAAUCCAAGUGUAGAAUUGCACCCUUUGUAUCAAAUUCUCUGCAUCACGAUGGGCAUAAUCAUGUUGUUUAGUUUUGCUGUCUCUGCUUGUACCUCAAACUGGCCCAUACUUCAAUUUUAUUCAAAGAUGUCAGCUCAGUGGUAAAAGAAACUCACUUAACCUAAAAAUAUUUGACUUGGAUUGCUUCAGAUGAUUUGCUUUUGCUUUAUUUUAUUUUAAUCCUGGGAAUUUGCUUUAAUUAAAUCAGUGAUAUUCUCCUGCUGAUGGGCACAUAAAAGCGUUUUGCAAGAAAUAUUAAGCUUAAAGGCUCACAGCGGCAUAAGCUGGACUUUGUCGCCACUAGAUGACAAGAUACUAUAACAAAUUUAAAAAUCACACCUGUGUAUCUCAAGAGAUUUAAUCAGCUGUCUGUAGUGAACAAUAAAUAAAUUAAUGGGCAAAAAAAUCAGAAGUUCUUCCUGCUGGACAUAAGGUAUAAUUUGUAUUUUGCAGCCAAAUCAGUAAAAUUACUGGCUUUCUUAGUGA
This is a messenger RNA of Pantherophis guttatus, 7693 nucleotides long. It is a transcript of the gene MEF2C, whose product is annotated as myocyte enhancer factor 2C. Lineage: Eukaryota; Metazoa; Chordata; Lepidosauria; Squamata; Colubridae. Gene Ontology annotation, biological process: cell differentiation; positive regulation of transcription by RNA polymerase II. Gene Ontology annotation, molecular function: protein dimerization activity; DNA-binding transcription factor activity, RNA polymerase II-specific; RNA polymerase II cis-regulatory region sequence-specific DNA binding. The record is from RefSeq and is a predicted model, not a curated record.